Molecule: messenger RNA, 1321 nt
Organism: Drosophila navojoa
Lineage: Eukaryota; Metazoa; Arthropoda; Insecta; Diptera; Drosophilidae
Gene: ppk9
Product: DEG/ENaC-family ion channel pickpocket 9
Biological process (GO): sodium ion transmembrane transport
Cellular component (GO): plasma membrane
Molecular function (GO): ligand-gated sodium channel activity
Source: RefSeq, a predicted model, not a curated record
CCACAUUAGUAUGCCGCAGGAAGAGAAGCAAAGCUUGAGUCCGAGCACAACGACAAGUUGGACAGACAGCGAAGACUCGCGCACAGCAUCCACCGCCUCGCUGGUGCAGCAGCAGCUGAAGAGCACGCCACUGAGAUCAGGCUCUCGUGUGGGUCCGGGUCUGCUGCUCUUUCCGGGCACAGCGCAGCGAGCCGACCAACGGCGGGCAGCCAAAGAACGCCAGCUGGAAAAGCCAGCAGCGCAGGCUAGUGAGGGGCAUGAUGCAUCGCUCAAUCGCCGCAAGCCGUACAGCAUACGCAGCUUUCGCCGACCGCCGCUCUGGCAGCCGCCGGCCAUCAAAGCGGAGGCGGAGGCGACGCUCAAAGAGGAGCAGCAGGAGCAGCAGGUGGCUCCACUGCCCUAUCUAGCCAAGCUGCAGGCCUUCAUCAUAGAAUUUCUGCAGGGAUCCUCGAUACAUGGCUUCAUCUAUUUGGCCAAGUUCGGUUUGAAUUUCCUGGAACGCAUGCUCUGGUUCGCCUUCAUCUGCGUGGCAUUGUUCAGCAUCAUCUCGCUGAGCCAACGCACUUGGCAACGUUUCCAGACCUCGCCCAUGGUCAUCUCGAUGGAUCGCAAUAAGCUGGUGUGGAACACCAGUUUUCCAUCGCUCACCGUGUGCCCGCACAAGCGCAUCGAUGACAUCAAGCUGGAGGACUACAUAGAGGCGCACAGCGAGAAGUUCGUGGACGAGGAUGAUAAGGAGUUCUUCCGGGAUUUUAUUAUCAAACUUGCGAGUCUCACAUACGACAACUUGGAGACUCUGCCAUUGAACAAGUCGUACGGCAUCGACAGCAGCGACUACUUGAGCUUGCUCUAUGAGCUGAAAUGGCCCUUCGAGCCGGAAAUCAGCAGCGGCGCCGCUGUCAAAAUGUUCAUCUAUGAGACGCAAACGGAGUUUGGCAUUUGCCACUCCGUCAACUCACUUGUGGCACGCUACAAUACCUACAAAAUAGUUCCACUUGAAGUUUCACGACAGACUGCCGUCUCGCUCUCUCUCUCUCACACACUCAUUCUGUCUCUUUCAGUGCGCAAUGGCCGCCGUUUGCCAAUAUGCGGUUUGGAGGGCAUCGGCUGCUUGGUCAAAAUUAAACGCGAGAUAAUCUCACUAAAGUCGGAUAAAUACAAAAUCAAUUGCAAUUGCUUGGCCAACUGUGAUGAUUCCAAUUUCUUCGUGCAGUCUUAUAGGUCCCGCGUCUGGUUUCUGGGCGCUAAUCUACAAUGGGGCAUUAUUGAUUACCCGAAAAUGCAGCUACCCCGUUUGGUGCGACGCAUGUUUUGCAAUUAG